CUCACCGUGUUACUUCAAGGUGGACGGCGCCUUUCUGUCUCUUACGUGUAUCGUGUGCGGGUGUAUGUACCAGAGCAGCGUGUUCCUUUCGAUCGUGAGAUCUGACUCGCGUACUCGCGUGAAUCGGCGCACCUCACGCGAACGUGCCGGACAGCGGAGUGUAGAGAGUAGAAGAGAAACAGUGACGCCCCGCCGAAAGUGCUCCGAAAUUUACUCCGCGAGUCUUUAUCGUCCCGUGGGUAGGCGACGUAGUGUAAACUUGUAUAUAGUGUAUACGGCGCGCGCGGCCAACUCAAAGCGGACGAGCGCGCGACACAUGAGGAGGAGGCGAACUCGCGGCGCGAGUUCGGACGAAGAGGAGAAGCAGCCAGCGGCCACCAGUAUAAAUCUCCUACGGGGAAUGCAGCUUCGGGAUCGUCGCCUGCGGCCGCGGACGGCCGCCACGCUUCGAGAGACAUGACGCGAUGAUCGUCGAGGCACCUGGUGCAUCCGCCCUGAUCGCCGCACCACCACGCCGCCGACGCCGUCGUCGCCGCCGCUCGCGUCCUCUCCUCUCUCUCUCUCUUUCUCUCUUCUCUCUCUCUCUCUCUCUCUCUUGUUCUCUCGCGCCCCGUGUGUGUAUCGUGUACCGCCCGUAGCACCGGCCCCUGCAGAGUGUGACGGAUAAGUUUCUCGUCGUGAAAACGCGCCAGCCAAAACGGGAAUCAUGGGUGAUGUGCACGGGCUUCUUCUAGUUAGUGACCUCGGCCAGGAGGAUAUCGCCUGGGACGACGUCGGGACAUCGGCAGCCGUCAACAUUGCCACGCUCCGCGGGAAAUAUUACGGGCAAAACUACGAGUCACUGGAGCGUCGUCAACACAAUGCCGAGGCUUCGCUUUCUUCUACACGGCAUCGCCGAAUCACCGCGAAGCAAUCUAAGCUGAAUUUCGACGUUUUCAGAACGUAUUUGAGCAAUCGGCAGAGAAGUGAACAACAAAAAACACACGUAACGUCACAACGCAGCUUCACCGUUAUUGGCGUUCUCCACCUGCUCGUCUUGGUUGGCCUUUUCGCUCUCGGCACAGCCGAGGCGCGGACUUUUUGCCCUAACGGCUGUACCUGCGACGAUGACACCUUAGUGGUUUCCUGUGUGGGUGCCAAUUUGGAUGUGAUACCUAUUGCGUUGAAUCCCAGCAUCCAGCGAAUAGUGUUAAAGGAGAAUCGCAUCAAGAUCGUGGACGCAGCAGCCUUCCAAUUCUAUGGUGAUCUGAAGAACGUCGAUCUCUCUAGCAACCAUCUGUUCACUAUACCUAACGGCAGUUUUGAUGCUCAACGACACCUUGUGGAGCUCCAUCUGAAGCAUAACAAAAUCUCGGCGCUGACCGAGAAGACGUUCCAGGGUCUCAAAUCCCUUACGGUGUUGAAUCUGCGAGAUAACUACCUGGAGACGCUAAAGAACGGCCUGUUCGCCUACUUGUCGAAGCUCGAGGAGCUUGAUUUGGGUCAGAAUCGCAUAUCGAAAGUAGAACCAGGCGCGUUUCAGAAAUUAGGCACUCUACGGGUACUAUAUCUCGAUGAUAAUCAAUUGCGAACUGUUCCAUCGUCAGCCCUGGCACCAUUGAAUGCCCUCGCCGAGCUUCAUAUCGGUUGGAACGCUUUUUCUUCAUUGCCGGACGAUGCGUUCAAAGGUCUCGAGCAAUUGGCUGUGCUAGACAUCAUGGGCGCCGGUUUGGACAACAUCAGCGAUGGAGCGUUUCGUGGCCUGAAUGCUCUCCGUACCUUGAAACUUGGCGCUAACAAACUGCGCGAAGUACCGACGAAACAAUUAGCGGUGUUGCCACGCCUUGAGGAGCUUACUUUAGGCCAGAACUUCUUCACGAUCCUGCGAUCAGGAGCCUUCCAAGGUCUAUCAACGUUGAAGAAGCUCGAUGUAUCCGGCGCCAAGCUACUUACUACCGUGGAGAAGGGAGCCUUCUCAGACAACGCUAAUCUAGAGACUCUUGUAUUAAACAGCAAUAAACGGUUGGCUGUUAUGGAGGAAGGUUCUUUGGCCGGCUUACCAAAUCUGAGGCAUCUAAUGCUACGUGACAAUGCCUUUAUCACAUUCUCGGAAUCGCUGGUCGCCUGGAACGAACUGCGCCGUCUGGAUCUCAGUGAGAAUCCAUUAGUAUGUGACUGCAGUCAAUUAUGGCUGGCUGAGAUACUCGUCCCGAGAAACUCAAGCCCAGUGCUAUGCGCCGAACCGCCCGAAUCCAAGAGCAAGUCCAUCAAGGGUAUGACCGCAGACGAGCUAGGAUGCGCCUUUUCGGAUUCGCGCAAGCAGGUUCUGCUGGUGACGGUGUGCACCACAGGACUAGGCCUCUUCUUUGGUCUUAUAAUACUCUUAUAUUACCGAUAUCGCAGACGCGUGCGAGACGCGCUCAAAGAUUACAAGUGGAAGAACCGUGCGAUAUCACGAAAAGAGCAUGAGUACCAGAAGACCUUCUCCGAUGACGAAUACAUUGUCCGUUCGGCACACGCCCAUCAUCAUCACCAUCAUCAUCAAACACCACCAUCUCAGCCGGUGCCCACGCAUCACCAUCAUCAUCACCUUCAGCAACUGCAACAGCAACAACAGCAACAGCAGCAGCAUGCUCAGAUAGCAGCCGGUAUCAAGCCAAUACCGGUGACGGAGCUCACCACCCUCGCCGAGGGCUUCACCUACAUCGACGGUGAGACAGCGCGCCAGAUGCGCCGCCCGGGGACGCUGCCCGUCACGAACAACGCGUCCGGUCACCGCGGAGCAGGAGGAGGAGGAGGAGGUGGAGGAGGUGGUGGUAGUGGAGGAGGUGGAGGUAGCGGAACGGGAGGAGGGGUCAGAGGAGUCGUAGACGAUGGUACAGCAUCGCUAAGCGCAGCGUCGAUCGACGGAGUCACAUCUAACAGCGCGAGAUCCCAUUACUCCAGUCACUCCCUGCGCCGUACGCCGCAUUCGCAACCGCAACUCUCUGCCAGAGAGCCGGACGAUCGGAUACGGACUCUGGAGUCCGGACUUCAAAACGGAAUCCCAGCCGGUGGCCGUCAUCAGUCGUCACCGCCACCGCUACCCUCCAGGCAUCAGCCCAACUGCGGCCAGUCCUCGUAUCCCACUCUACCGGUCAACGGCUACGCUGCUCAUCACUAUCAUCAUCACACAAGAGAGCGGGAGAAAGAUAGGUCGUCCGUUCGCGAAAGAAAUCGUGAGCGAGACGGCGGUCCACCACCACCUCCACCACCGCCACCGGUAACGUCGCACCGAUCCGAUAAACACAGGGAGACCCAACUGGAGAUGGAGUUGCGCGACAACCUGGACAUGGGUGUGAUUGGCACGUACCGAGCGUAAAUCGGACGCGUCACAUGGCAAACAAGAUCUGUAGUCCAGAAAAAACGUGAUUCUAUGAUUAUUAUGGACUCCUCCGUUGUGUUUCACAUAGUAUGGAGAAAUUGACAAUUUGAAAAGAUGAAGGAGAUCAGCGGAGACCAAUCAGAAGAAAGUUCCUUUCGUCGCGCAAUAUAAAAAGAAUGAAAACUAAUAAAUGAAAUAAUGAAAUAAUAAAACGGAAAGAAGACCAUGCUGACGAAGAAUAUCAAGAAGCGAGACCAAAAAAAUCGCACUAAAGUGUAAUCGCCAUAUCGCCACGAUAUACAAUCUAUUCAAGACUUUUAUUCGUAUACGAUCGAAAUAUUAGUAUCAUCGUGGAUCGGCCAUCAUAGAUCAAUUUCACGAUCAGUCGAAAGCCAACGAUCGUGCUA
Atta colombica is the source of this 3750-nucleotide messenger RNA. RefSeq lists its product as uncharacterized. Bases 707 to 3340 code for a protein of 877 amino acids. Gene Ontology annotation, cellular component: extracellular matrix. The record is from RefSeq and is a predicted model, not a curated record. Gene Ontology annotation, molecular function: protein binding. Lineage: Eukaryota; Metazoa; Arthropoda; Insecta; Hymenoptera; Formicidae. The transcript has 6 exons.